Messenger RNA from Papilio xuthus (Asian swallowtail), 887 nucleotides. RefSeq lists its product as uncharacterized. The record is from RefSeq and is a predicted model, not a curated record. The coding region runs from base 48 to 812 and encodes 254 amino acids. Lineage: Eukaryota; Metazoa; Arthropoda; Insecta; Lepidoptera; Papilionidae. The transcript has a single exon.
UCAAAUAAUUCAAUCGUUAACGCGAUAGACUACUACACUAUUUAACAAUGACUGGCAAAACUUUUUCAAACAAAGUUGUUUUCAUCAGUGGCGCGAGUUCAGGUAUCGGAGCAGCUACGGCUAUAGAAUUUACUAAAGAAGGCGCUAACGUCGUUAUAAACGGAAGAAACGAAACAAAAUUGAAGAACAUUUACAAACAAUGUGAAUCAUUCGGUAAGAAACCUUUAAUUAUUAAAGCUGAUAUAUCAAAAGAUGAAGAGGCAAAAGCAGCUAUUGAUGAAACGAUUAAAACAUUUGGGAAACUAGAUGUUUUAGUGAACAAUGCAGGAUUCUCUCGAUCAGGAAGCAUACUUGAUGGAAAUUUAAUGGCAAGUUAUGAUGAAAUUAUGGCAACUAAUGUUAGAGGUGCAAUGCAUCUCACAGUACUAGCAGCGCCUCAUCUGAUUAAAACAAAAGGGAAUAUAAUCAAUAUAUCCAGCGUAGCGGCUACAGCUGUACCUUUGUUACCGCAGUUUACGCCAUAUUGUGUGUCAAAAGCAGCACUUGAUCAUUUCACACGUUGUUCAGCAUUGGAAUUGUCUAACCAUGGAAUAAGAGUGAAUGCUAUUAGUCCUGGACCGGUGACAACUGAUUUUCAUAUAAAUGCUGGUUUAGAAGAUUUGAUGGCUGAUCGUACUAUACCUACUGCACUCAAUAGAGUGUCAGAAUCCAUUGAGAUCGCUGAUAUAAUAUUGUUUUUAGCAAGUGACAAAGCAAAAGGUAUAACCGGGUCCAACUAUUUGUCUGACAACGGCUUCCUUUUAGUUCACUAAGAGAAACUUGAAACAUUGUAAGAAUGAUUUAUAUUUUGAACCAAUAAAGUUUAUAAUAAAAAUGUUUGUUACCUU